GAGCUCUCGCAGGCACGUGAUUAGCACCAAUAUGGCGGCGCCCAGAGGCGUCCACCUGCUUGUCCGCAGAGAAACAAAAUCAUUAGACUUUGUUUUUGUGCACUCCAAGUAAUAAUGCAGAGGAUCCUAGGAGAAUUAAGUUACCUGCUGAAAGACCUUUGCCAAGCAUGGAAGCUAAGGAAGGAUGUCUUUAAAAAUUAGAAGAGCUCUGAGAAAAACCAAACCAUGAAGCCCAACCAGUAACCUCUCUGAGCAGUUAAAAUUCGCCGCCAGAACUCUCACUGUGAAAAAGGACAUGGCCUCCUGACAAGUAGUCUUCUCCAGUGGCAAUCAGGCUGAUUUUGAACUCCUGGUCUCAAGGGAUCCACCCACCUCAGUGUCCUAUUAGCUGGGACUACAAGUGCAUGUAUGCUACCAUCCCCGGCUACUGUAGGCUGUCAUAGAAUUUUCUCUUCACCAUUCAGUCAUAUCUACUUACACAAGCAGUCCAGCAGUCAACAAAGAAGAAAUUUCUUUUUCUGGAGACAAAGAGAUACUUCACACAGUAUAGUUUUGCCGGCUGCAGUUUCUUCAGCGCAUCCAGUCCCUAAGCAUAUAAAGAAGCCAGACUAUGUGACGACAGGCAUUGUACCCGGCUGGGGAGACAGCAUAGAAGUUAAGAAUGAAGAUCAGAUUCAAGGGCUUCAUCAGGCUUGUCAGCUGGCCCGGCAUGUCCUCCUCCUGGCUGGGAAGAGUUUAAAGGUUGACAUGACAACUGAAGAGAUAGAUGCUCUUGUUCAUCAGGAAAUCAUCAGUCAUAAUGCCUAUCCCUCACCUCUAGGCUAUGGAGCCUUUCCAAAAUCUGUUUGUACCUCUGUAAACAAUGUGCUCUGUCAUGGUAUUCCUGACAGUCGACCUCUUCAGGAUGGAGAUAUUAUCAACAUUGAUGUCACGGUCUAUUACAAUGGCUACCAUGGCGACACCUCUGAGACAUAUUUGGUGGGCAAUGUGGAUGAAUGUGGUAAAAAGUUAGUGGAAGUUGCCAGGAGGUGUAGAGAUGAAGCAAUUGCAGCUUGCAGAGCAGGGGCCCCUUUCUCUGUAAUUGGAAACACAAUCAGCCAUAUAACUCAUCAGAAUGGUUUCCAAGUCUGUCCACAUUUCGUGGGACAUGGAAUAGGAUCUUACUUUCACGGACAUCCAGAAAUUUGGCAUCAUGCAAAUGACAGUGAUCUGCUCAUGGAGGAGGGCAUGGCAUUCACCAUAGAGCCAAUCAUCACCGAAGGAUCUCCUGAAUUUAAAGUCCUGGAGGAUGCGUGGACUGUGAUCUCCCUAGACAACCAAAGAUCUGCCCAGUUUGAACACACAGUUCUCAUCACAUCGGGGGGUGUGAAGAUCCUGACCAAGCUGCCCCAUGAAGCCUGAGAAGUAGCCCCAAGGUCGUGGAGACCCGGCGUCAUUUUUCCCAAUUGCUGGAGAACUUUUAAAUGAAAGGGGAAGGGCAGGUCUCCAAGGAACCUACCUGGCCCCAGGCUCGGCCUCCCAGCGCAGGAAACGCAUCUGGAGAGGAAGGGGAACAGACACCUUCGUUUGGCAUAAGAGGACUCCCUGAGAAGCACAGUUCCCCUGAGCCUUGACCAGACCCUGCUCGAGAGUAAAUACCUUCUAAACCCAC
Heterocephalus glaber (naked mole-rat) is the source of this 1651-nucleotide messenger RNA. It is a transcript of the gene Metap1d, whose product is annotated as methionyl aminopeptidase type 1D, mitochondrial. NCBI's taxonomy places the organism in Eukaryota, Metazoa, Chordata, Mammalia, Rodentia, Bathyergidae. Gene Ontology annotation, molecular function: metalloaminopeptidase activity. The record is from RefSeq and is a predicted model, not a curated record. Gene Ontology annotation, biological process: proteolysis.